Messenger RNA from Coregonus sp. 'balchen', 13677 nucleotides. NCBI's taxonomy places the organism in Eukaryota, Metazoa, Chordata, Actinopteri, Salmoniformes, Salmonidae. The record is from the annotation of a GenBank genome assembly.
AUGUCUAGGAAGGUGGGUAUGUGUCAUUGAGGUAUAAAGAACGGGUAUGCGUAUGUGUGAUGAUGAUGAGGUACUGGCAGGUAGUAGUGAUGAUUGGUCCUUCGCGAACGAACGGCUCUUUUUGAACGGAUCUUUCUGGUGAACGUCGGGAACCGAAUCGCAUUGGUGAAAGAGCCGUUAUUUUUGGCUCCCUGAUUUGCAUACUGCUUUUUGAGCUCAAAACAAGUUACAAAAGAAUUAUCUAAAGAGGGUGAAUCCUCACUGCAGAAUCAAUAAAUAGUCGGGAGAGCGCGUCAAUCUGGUCCACCCUGAUUUUUGUCAGUGCAUAUAAACAAAAAUUCAUUUUCUUUGCAGGCCAUCUAAUAAUUUGGCCAGGUAAAAAUUUAUUUGAACGCGCAUUUCACGAUCUGACAUAAUGGUAGCCUACCUUUUGGGCUUUACAUUGGAGAUGUGCACUUUUUCAUGGUUCUAAAUCCAUUUUGAAAGCAUUUUGAACGAAGAGCCGUUUGGGAGUGAACCGAAUGAACCGGCUCUUUUACGUGAACGGAGACAAAUGUGCGGGCUCACCGAAAAGACUCGGAAUGCCCAUCACUAGCAGGUAGUCGCUCUCAUGCGCUGGAAACAUUCGCGCGCUCACCACACGUGCGCAAUGGCUGACAAACAUUAGGAUGUGUAGGCUACCCUUUUAACGAAUUCAUAAAGGAAACCCAGUGUAAACAAACAAAGUUGCUGUAAUCUGUUCACUGAUACACUGACACAUACGGUCUGCAGCAUCAUGGCAGAUGGGUGUUAUGGCAAAUGCCACUGUACAGAUGCUGCUUGAUGCUUCCGUUGGUUGACAUGGGCAAAUAUAGCCUACAGCAGCAUCACAGAAUAAUGCAGCCAAUUUAAUACCUAAAUCCCCACUGUAUAACAAAUCCAAUAGCUUUGCUAUCGAUUUCAAAUGUGAAAUGUAUGUUUUUUUAUAUGUUGGUUAAGGUUUCAUCCCAAACUGCACCCUAUUACCUAUGUAGUCCACUACCUUUGACCAGAGACUAUUUGGCCCUGGUCAAAAGUAGUGGACAAUAUAAGGCAGGACUGCCCAACCCUGUUCCUGGAGAGCUACCGUCCUGUAGGUUUUUGCUCCAACCCUAAUCUAGCACACCUGAUUCUAAUAAUUAGCAGGUUGAUAAGAUCAAUCAGGUUAGUAACACCUGGGGUUGGAGCGAAAACCUACAUAAGGGUAGCUCUCCAUGAACAGGGUUGGGCAACCCUGAUCUAGGGAAUAGAGUGCCAGUUGGGAAGCAACCGUGAGUAUUCUGUGAAACGUUUUUUUUUCCCCUUCUCCAUUCAACAGGGUGCUCAUCAACAUCAACAGGCUUCUCAGCAGAUCCCCUCUUUGGUGGAGCUGGAUGAGGUUGACCUGGAGGGAAAUGAAGCGCAAGUCAACAUUAACCCACUUCCUGUGAGUUGUUUAGUUGUUCAUACACCGGAAAGUUCUGGAUAUCAGUUUGGAUUGAAUGGUGCUCAGGUCAUUCGAAAUACACAGGAAGGAUAUAAAACAUUCAGAAAAAUUAUAUAGGGUGCCAUUUGGGACGCAUAUGACCACUACGUGCCUGUUCAGCUUUGGCAGUAGUUGGAACCAGUUGCUGGAACCUCAUUGUGCCUUAGUCAAAGUUAUCAAUGAACAACCCCUUUACCAGAGUAAGAGUUAAUAAAACCAGGAUAAAAAGUAAAAAAAAAAAAAAAAAGGUAAUACAUCAAAUUAGCCCUCAUGUCCCUGUAGGCAGGACCCCGAAGCAAAGUUCAACAGUGAAGCGUUUGUCCUGAAGUUUCUUAAAACCAUACUGUAGCAGAUUACGAAAAUAUCUAAAAUGUUCGAAUUCCCUUUUUAGUGCAUUACUCUUGACCAGGGCCAAUAACGCUCUGGUCAAAAGUUGUACUCUAUAGGGUGCCAUUUGGGAUACACUAUAUUUUUCUGUUGAUGGCCGUUUUGAUAAAACAGAGUUCAUCAACUCACUCCAACAAGUUGAUUUAUGACGCUGUGUAUAAUGAGAUUGGUUUUGUUUUGUCCUUCAGGGGCUGACCGGGGCGGUUGCAAGACUCAUGGUCGGCCUUAGGGUACGUAUCAACACCUAAACUCUAUGUAUUUAUAUCAUGGUAAGUAACAGCUGCAAGUAGGACCGUUAUAGUUGUGGUGUUUGUCUAAUCAGAGUUUUCCCAUGGCAGGAGGAUGACGUGGAGACUCAGUUUGGAAAGGUCCACUGCACCCUGAAGGGGGUUCCCAAGGGCAACCGCCCCGUCAUCAUGACCUUCCACGAUAUUGGACUGAACUGUAUGUUUUGUUGCUGUGAGAGAGCCCUGUCUGGGCUGUGCAGUUUAUCUUCAGUUGAUUGUUAUUGUACACAUCUGGCAGCUAAGAGCUAAGUUCCAUUCCAUAUUGAUGUGCAUCUAAAUACAGCGCUUUGAUGACAAACAGAACUUUAAACAAAUUACUUGUUUUUGUGUGUUAAUUCAGGCUGUCGUGACCUGUAUACAGUCACAUACGGUUGUUCUAUUCAAUUCAAUGUCAAUUUCAAAAGCAUCAAUGCACAGGGAAAAACAACAUUUAGGAGCACUUUGCUGAACUUGUCUUAUAUUCUCCCAUGUGUCUAGACAAGUCGUGCUUCAACCCCCUGUUCAGCCACGAGGACAUGCAGGAGAUCAUGAGGCACUUUGCCGUGUGCCACGUCGAUGCCCCUGGGCAGCAUGAGGGUGCCGCCACUCUCUCCGCCGAGUGAGUGACCAGUGUCACACUCUCAAGUCAAGUCAUCCUUUAUUAGCAGCAUGAAUUUGUGCUUUGCAAGGGGGUUAUUGAGUUGAAGAUUCUCUGGUGGUGGCAGUCCUCCGUGUACCAUGAAAUUGAAUAGAAACAAAUUAGUCGGCUCCAAUGAUUUACCGCCCGUAAGGUGGAGUGCUGCUAGUAAAUUUGCAUACAAACACAUUCAACAAAAUGUACAUAAAUACAUACACUGCUCAAAAAAAUAAAGGGAACACUAAAAUAAAACAUCCUCGAUCUGAAUGAAUGAAAUAAUCUUAUUAAAUACUUUUUUCUUUACAUAGUUGAAUGUGCUGACAACAAAAUCACACAAAAAUUAUCAAUGGAAAUCAAAUGUAUCAACCCAUGGAGGUCUGGAAUUGGAAUCACACUCAAAAUUAAAGUGGAAAACCACACUACAGGCUGAUCCAACUUUGAUGUAAUGUCCUUAAAACAAGUCAAAAUGAGGCUCAGUAGUGUGUGUGGCCUCCACGUGCAUGUAUGACCUCCCUACAACGCCUGGGCAUGCUCCUGAUGAGGUGGCGGAUGGUCUCCUGAGGGAUCUCCUCCCAGACCUGACCUAAAGCAUCCGCCAACUCCUGGACAGUCUGUGGUGCAACGUGGCGUUGGUGGAUGGAGCGAGACAUGAUGUCCCAGAUGUGCUCAAUUGGAUUCAGGUCUGGGGAACGGGCCGGCCAGUCCAUAGCAUCAAUGCCUUCCUCUUGCAGGAACUGCUGACACACUCCAGCCACAUGAGGUCUAGCAUUGUCUUGCAUUAGGAGGAACCCAGGGCCAACCGCACCAGCAUAUGGUCUCACAAGGGGUCUGAGGAUCUCAUCUCGGUACCUAAUGGCAGUCAGGCUACCUCUGGCGAGCACAUGGAGGGCUGUGCGGCCCCCCAAAGAAAUGCCACCCCACACCAUGACUGACCCACCGCCAAACCGGUCAUGCUGGAGGAUGUUGCAGGCAGCAGAACGUUCUCCACGGCGUCUCCAGACUCUGUCACGUCUGUCACAUGUGCUCAGUGUGAACCUGCUUUCAUCUGUGAAGAGCACAGGGCGCCAGUGGCGAAUUUGCCAAUCUUGGUGUUCUCUGGCAAAUGCCAAACAUCCUGCACGGUGUUGGGCUGUAAGCACAACCCCCACCUGUGGACGUCGGGCCCUCAUACCACCCUCAUGGAGUCUGUUUCUGACCGUUUGAGCAGACACAUGCACAUUUGUGGCCUGCUGGAGGUCAUUUUGCAGGGCUCUGGCAGUGCUCCUCCUGCUCCUCCUUGCACAAAGGCGGAGGUAGCGGUCCUGCUGCUGGGUUGUUGCCCUCCUCCACGUCUCCUGAUGUAUUGGCCUGUCUCCUGGUAGCGCCUCCAUGCUCUGGACACUACGCUGACAGACGCAGCAAACCUUCUUGCCACAGCUCGCAUUGAUGUGCCAUCCUGGAUGAGCUGCACUACCUGAGCCACUUGUGUGGGUUGUAGACUCCGUCUCAUGCUACCACUAGAGUGAAAGCACCGCCAGCAUUCAAAAGUGACCAAAACAUCAGCCAGGAAGCAUAGGAACUGAGAAGUGGUCUGUGGUCACCACCUGCAGAACCACUCCUUUAUUGGGGGUGUCUUGCUAAUUGCCUAUAAUUUCCACCUGUUGUAUAUUCCAUUUGCACAACAGCAUGUGCAAUUUAUUGUCAAUCAGUGUUGCUUCCUAAGUGGACAGUUUGAUUUCACAGAAGUGUGAUUGACUUGGAGUUACAUUGUGUUGUUUAAGUGUUCCCUUUAUUUUUUUUGAGCAGUAUACAUACAUACAUACAUACAUACAUACAUACAGUAGACACCUGCAUAGAAAGUGACCUUGAAAACAAACCGAAUGGGUGGGCUGCUAUCAAGAGUUCAACAGCAACGAGGAUGUAGGUCAGAGUAAUGCCCGGUCUGAGAGACACAAGCUGGGAUCUAGUCCCAUCUGUUGUUAGUGGACACUGGGAUCUAGUCCCAUCUGUUGUUAGUGGACACUGGGAUCUAGUCCCAUCUGUUGUUAGUGGACACUGGAAUCUAGUCCCAUCUGUUGUUAGUGGACACUGGGAUCUAGUCCCAUCUGUUGUUAGUGGACACUGGGAUCUAGUCCCAUCUGUUGUUAGUGGACACUGGGUUCUAGUCCCAUCUGUUGUUAGUGGACACUGGGAUCUAGUCCCAUCUGAUGUUAGUGGACACUGGGAUCUAGUCCCAUCUGUUGUUAGUGGACACUGGGAUCUAGUCCCAUCUGUUGUUAGUGGACACUGGGAUCUAGUCCCAUCUGUUGUUAGUCUUAGUGGACACUGGGAUCUAGUCCCAUCUGUUGUUAGACUUAGUGGACACUGGGAUCUAGUCCCAUCUGUUGUUAGUGGACACUGGGAUCUAGUCCCAUCUGUUGUUAGUCUUAGUGGACACUGGGAUCUAGUCCCAUCUGUUGUUAGACUUAGUGGACACUGGGAUCUAGUCCCAUCUGUUGUUAGUCUUAGUGGACACUGGGAUCUAGUCCCAUCUGUUGUUAGUCUUAGUGGACACUGGGAUCUAGUCCAAUCUGUUGUUAGUGGACACUGGGAUCUAGUCCCAUCUGUUGUUAGUGGACACUGGGAUCUAGUCCCAUCUGUUGUUAGUGGACACUGGGAUCUAGUCCAAUCUGUUGUUAGUGGACACUGGGAUCUAGUCCCAUCUGUUGUUAGUGGACACUGGGAUCUAGUCCCAUCUGUUGUUAGUGGACACUGGGAUCUAGUCCCAUCUGUUGUUAGUGGACACUGGGAUCUAGUCCCAUCUGUUGUUAGUGGACACUGGGAUCUAGUCCCAUCUGUUGUUAGUGUUAGUGGACAGCAGGACUAACAGCAGCUGCCUGCCAUGAUAAUCCACUGUCACAUGGCACCUGGUCCACAAGACUCUUAAACAGUCAACAUCAGGGGACUGGGUCACUGCUAGGCUAGUGUAGUUCCCUCUACCUGAAUGUUCAGGUAGUAGAAGUAACCAGUGAGAAAAGAGACGAUGUUCAGAGGGUAGAAAGAGAAUAACAAGGUACCAACAGAUGAUAACAAAUGGAUGAGAAAUUCAAUAAAAAAAUGUCAACAUGUUUGAGAGACUAGUUUGGCAAAAUAACAUGAUGGGUGUGUCCCAAAUGGCACCCUAUUCCCCAUAUAGUGCAUUACUUUUGACCAGAGGCUUUGGUCAAAAGUAGUGCACUAUAUAGGGAAUAGGGUGCCAUUUGGGACACAUCCAUGACUUGUAUCUUGUUAGAGAGGAUGAGGAGCACCUGAGGUAACUUGUUCUGGUCUUCCGCUGCAGGCACACCUACCCCUCUAUGGACCAGCUCUCUGAGACUCUCCCUCAGGUCCUCAAGCACUUUCGGUAAGACCCAAAUCAAAGUUUAUUCGUCACAUACACAGUUUACAGCUGGUAUAAACGGUGCAGCUAAAUGUGUACUGGCAAGCUCCCUCAACAAUGCAGUACAAAUACCAAUAAAAACAUGAUUUUCACUUAUGAUUGAUUUGUUUUACCAUUGAGGAACAUUUUGGAAAUACGUGUUUUAAUAAAAGUGUUAUCCUCCGGGAUCAAAAACACAUUUAUUUUAUUUUAUGUGGAUAACUAAAUAUCAUUUAAAUUACAUUCACGCAGAAGUUUACAUCCUCUUAUUAGAAGCUUCAAACUCCCAUCAAACCUCUUGUUGUUUCCCUUCAGGUUUAAGAGUGUCAUUGGACUGGGCUGUGGUGCUGGUGCCUACAUCAUCGCGAAAUUCGCUGUGAGUUGAUUUUUGUUGCUGUUGAACUCAUUGUUUUUGUUUAAAUUGAGCAGCCAUGAUUAAACUAGGAUUUAAACCUAGUAAAAGUCCUUCCAACAUACCACAGUGUUGAAACCGGCAACAUAAUCGUGAUCAUUGUCAUUGCCAAGCAGCAAGUCCUUUGGAAUGUUAUUUUGUUUGCACACAUCUACACUGUUCUGUACUGUACAGACACUGAACAGACGGUGUGGUGGUUAUCCUUACGUUAGACGAACCACUGAAACAAUGAAGCUUAUAGUAGAUAUCACAACAAAGUUUGUCUUGCUGUACAAGUGUUUGUGUCGUUUCCUGCUCUCUUGAAUCCUAAAUAUGUCCCAAAUGGGUUGCGCUAUGUUCUUCUUCUCUUUAUUCUUCCUGGCUACAGCUGAACCAUCCAGACAAGGUUGAGGGACUUGUCCUCAUCAACAUCAAUGCACGUGCUGAGAGCGUGAUAGAUUCACUUACACACAAGGUAGCAUAGCUUAUCUAACAUAACAUACCAUAACUAACUUUGUAUUAGUUUAUUAUGAUUAUUAAUACCCUCCGACAUAACAAUGGUGACACGCCGAUUUACUCUGAUAGAGUUGAAUUCUUAGGGGAUUACGUAUAGAUCUGCUUUAAUGAUCUUUGUGUUUUGAUCAGAGCCUGGUUGGGGGAGCAUGCACCUCUGUAAACUACCAACUCUCUCUCUGUUCAGAUGACUGGCUGGAUCCAAGCACUACCUGAUCAUGUUAUAAACCACAUGUUUGGAAAGGUAAGGGUAAGAUAGACACAGGAGUAACACUAACACCUUAAUUACUACCUCUGUUCCAUCUACUACACUACAACCACUGACAGUCCGUAUCGAAAGAGCGACAAAUUGUUUUUAAACAUCCUAAAGAUGUAGUUUUGUUCAAUAAACUGUCAAUAUAAGACUUCUGUCCCCCUCUGGAAGCUACAGUGCCUUGCAAAAGUAUUCAUCCCCCUUGGCGUUUUUUCCUAUUUUUGUUGCAUUACAACCUGUAAUUUAAAUGUAUUUUUAUUUGGAUUUCAUGUAAUGGUCUAAUGGACAAACACAAAAUAGUCCAAAUUGGUGAAGUGGAAUGAAAAAAAUAACUUAAAGUGGUACGUGCAUAUGUAUUCACCCCCUUUGCUAUGAAGCCCCUAAAUAAGAUCUGGUGCAACCAAUUACCUUCAGAAGUCACAUAAUUAGUUAAAUAAAGUCCACCUGUGUGCAAUCUAAGUGUCACAUGAUCUAUGUAUGUAUGUAUGUAUGUGUAUAUAUAUAUAUAUAUAUAUAUGUAUGUAUGUAUGUGUAUAUAUAUAUAUAUAUAUAUGUAUGUAUGUAUGUGUAUAUAUAUAUAUAUAUAUAUAUAUAUAUGUGUGUGUUUUUACACACCUGUUCUGCAACACCUCUAAGCAAGGGGCACCUUGAAGACCAAGGAGCUCUCCAAACAGGUCAGGGACAAAGUUGUGGAGAAGUACAGAUCAGGGUUGGGUUAGAAAAAAAUAUCCAAAACUUUGAACAUCCCACGGAGCACCAUUUAAAUCCAUUAUUAAAAAAUGGAAAGAAUAUGGCACCACAACAAACCUGCCAAGAGAGCGCUGCCCACCAAAACUCACAGACCAGGCAAGGAGGGCAUUAAUCAGCGAGGCAAUAAAGACACCAAAGAUAAGCCUAGGGCUGAAGCGAGCCUGCCCAAGCCAAGCACACUCACAGAGCAGGAGGUGGCGAGGUUGGAAAAAAAAGCAACGUUUGGUUCCGAUGUGAACCAUAUGGAAAGACCCAAGACUUGUUUUAAGGGGCGCUUUUGGCGCACCCACACAUCCCGAGCCAUACAGUGAGUGGGGCGCAUCAUUUUACAGGCAGGGAGGGGAAUGGUCAGAAGAAGGAAGAGGGCCAAAUAAGGCAAUCUAAAAGUUAAAAAAAUAAGGGCAAUCACGUGGUGUUUGCAAAAAGGUAAAGUUUGUGGGGACCUCGCAACCAACCCACAUAUGGAGAAAGAACGGUACCUCUUGGGAGCUGCGAUUUUGAAAGAUAAAAAUUGAGAUUCUUUGGGAGUGAAGAGAUAGUGUAUGACUGCAAUUUUAGGUUCUACUUUGACUUUGGGGGGGGGGGGGGGGGGGGGGUGAAUAGUUAUGCACGCUCAAGUUUUCAGUUUUUUUGUCUUAUUUGUUGUUUGUUUCACAAGAAAAAAAUAUUUUGCAUCUUCAAAGUGGUAGGCAUGUUGUGUAAAUCAAAUGAUACAAACCCCCAAAAAAUCCAUUUUAAUUCCAGAUUGUAAGGCAACAAAAUAGGAAAAAUGCCAAGGGGGUGAAUACUUUCGCAAGCCACUGUAUAUACCUGAGUAUGAAUGAUACAAUUACAUUUAUAUUUAAAUAGCUAUGAAUUGUUGUGAAACAUCAACCCCUUGUUAUGGAUGUUUAUAGUCAGUGUCAUAACACAUUACGUGUAUUAUACACAAUGUUAUAACGGAUGUACUUCAUAGAAAGCGUUACCAUUGAGUUUUAUUAUUUGUGCAUUAGGAGGAGAUCCAGAACAACCCUGAUCUGAUCGCCACAUACCGCAACCACAUCACCAAUGAUGUCAACCAGUCCAACCUGGCCCAGUUCCUCAAGUCCUACCAGAGCCGCAGGGACCUGGAGAUCGAGAGGCCUGUCCCGGGGGGAAACAUUAACGUCAGGACUCUGAAGUACGUCACACGGACCGACUCCGCAUCAGGGCCCUGACUCUUACCUGACCACAUGACCUGACCAGGGAAAACUCAGGGCCCUAGCUACUCAUGAUUGUUUCAGAUAUUAUAUUGACUAUGAGCAUUAGCUCUAUUGACUGAGUAUUAGUUAUGAUAUUUACUAUGAGUAUUAAUUAUGAUAUUGAGUAUUAGUUAUGAUAUUGACUAUGAGCAUUAUUAGUUAAGUAGCUAAUUAAUCUGCUGACUCCUGCAGGUGCCCUGCACUGCUGGUGGUGGGAGACAGCUCCCCUGCAGUCGAGGCUGUGGUCGAGAGCAACGCAAAGCUCAACCCAACACAGACAACACUGCUCAAGGUGAGUUUAAUGUGUGACUCAGACAGAUGUAACAAUUAAUAUUACUGUCAAAAGUAGUUUGUAAGUAAAGAUCCAGAAGCACAGUGUCAUUGACCAUCCAAGAACAAUGCAUGUGAUUGGUAAUGAGAAAAGGGUUGUUAAGAUAAUGGUGAUUGGUUGACCCAUAAUCUUUUGUCUUUGUCCAAUCAGAUGGCUGACUGUGGAGGACUUCCCCAGGUGAGCCAGCCUGGCAAACUGACAGAGGCCUUCAAGUACUUCAUCCAGGGCAUGGGUUACAGUAAGUAUCAACUCAGGAUAAUGGAUCAUGGAUCUAAUUGGAAGAUGAUGUUAAUCUUAGUGCAUGUCAACAAGGUAUCACCUGUAGUCAGUGGUAGCAUGCACAGAAAAAGAGAAUGAGAAUCUCUCACGUGGAAUAUUACUGCUCCCCAAUAUUCCAGAAGCCGUCGUCAGCAUGCACUGAGAAAACUGAGGAACUAAAAUGUGGCUACCAGCUUCCUAGUGUACCAAGAGACUAACUUUCAGAGCGAAUAGAGCCCUUGGGGUCUGGUCAAAAGCAGUGCACUACAGUGCCUUCAGAAAGUAUUCAGACCCCUUGACUUUUUCCACAUUUUGUUACGUUACAGCCUUUUUCUAAAAUUGAUUAAAUAGUUUUUCCCCCUCAUCAAUCUACACACAAUACCCCAUAAUGACAAAGCAAAAAGUAUUUUUGAAUUUUUUGCUAAUUUAUAAAACAUUGAUAUCACAUUUACAUAAGUAUUCAGACCCUUUACUCAGUACUUUGUUGAAACACAUUUGGAAGCGAUUACAGCCUUGAGUCUUCUUGGGUAUGACCCUACAAGCUUGGCACACCUUUAUUUGGGGAGUUUCUUCCAUUCUUCUCUGCAGAUCCCCUCAAGCUCUGUCAGGUUGGAUGGGGAGUGUUGCUGCACAGCUAUUUUCAGGUCUCUCCAGAGAUGUUCGAUCGGGUUCAAGUCCGGUCUGUGGCUGGGCCACUCAAGGACAUUCAGAGACUAGUCCUGAAGCCACUCCUGCGUUGUCUUGGCUGUGUGCUUAGGGUCGUUGUCCUGUUGGAAGGUGAACCUUCGCCCCAGUCUGAGGUCCGGAGCACUCUGGAGCAGGUUUUCAUCAAGGAUCUCUAUGUACUUUACUCCAUUCAUCUUUCCCUCAAUCCUGACUAGUCUCCCAGUCCCUGCCGCUGAAAAACAUCCCCACAGCAUGAUGCUGCCACCACCAUGCUUCACCGUAGGGAUGGUGCCAGGUUUCCUCCAGACGUGACACUUGGCAUUCAGGCCAAAGAGUUAAAUCUUGGUUUCAUCAGACCAGAGAAUCUUGUUUCUCAUAGACAGUCUUUAGGUGCCUUUUGGCAAACUCAAAGUGGGCUGUCAUGUGCCUUUUACAUAAGGAGUGGUUUCCGUCUGGCCACUCUACCAUAAAUGCAUGAUUGGUGGAGUGCUGCAGAGAUGGGAGAACCUUCCAGAAGGACAACCAUCUCCACAAAGGAACUCUAGAGCCCUGUCAGAGUGACCAUCGGGUUAUUGGUCACCUCCCUGACCAAGGCCCUUCUCCCACGAUUGCUCAGCUCUAGGAAGAGUCUAGGUGGUUCCAAACUUCUUCCAUUUAAGAACGAUGGAGGCCACUGUGUUCUUGGGGACCUUCAAUGCUGCAGACAUUUUUUGGUACCCUUCCCCGGAUCUGUGCCUCGACACAAUCCUGUCUUGGAGCUCUACGGACAAUUCCUUCGACCUCAUGGCUUGGUUUUUUCUCUGACAUGCACUGUCAACUGGGAGACCUUAUAUACACAGGUGUGUGCCUUUCCAAAUCAUGUCAAAUUGAUUUUACCACAGGUGGACUCCAAUCAAGUUUUAGAAACAUCUCAAGGAUGAUCAAUGGAAACAGGAUACACCUGAGCUCAAUUUCAAGUCUCAUAGCAAAGGGUCUGAAUACUUAUGAAAAUAAGGUAUUUCUGUUAAUUAUUUUUAAUACAUUUGCAAAAAUAUCUAAACCUGUUUUUGCUUUGUCAUUAUGGGGUAUUGUGUGUAGAUAGCUGAGGAUAAAAAAUAAAUAAAUACAUUUUUUGAAUAAGGCUGUAAGGUAACAGUGUAAAAAGUCAAGGGGUCUGAAUACUUUCCGAAGGAACUGUAUAUUAUUUUACAUUUUAGUCAUUUUAUCAGAUGCUCUUAUCCAGAGCGACUUAGUGCAUACAUUUUCAUACUGGCCCCCCACAACCCUGGCGUUGAAAGCACCAUGCUCUACCAACUGAGCUAUAGGGGACUCAUAUAUAUAUAUAUAUAUAUAUAUACACUGCUCAAAAAAAUAAAGGGAACACUAAAAUAACACAUCCUAGAUCUGAAUGAAUGAAAUAAUCUUAUUAAAUACUUUUUUCUUUACAUAGUUGAAUGUGCUGACAACAAAAUCACACAAAAAAUUAUCAAUGGAAAUCAAAUGUAUCAACCCAUGGAGGUCUGGAUUUGGAGUCACACUCAAAAUUAAAGUGGAAAACCACACUACAGGCUGAUCCAACUUUGAUGUAAUGUCCUUAAAACAAGUCAAAAUGAGGCUCAGUAGUGUGUGUGUGGCCUCCACGUGCCUGUAUGACCUCCCUACAACGCCUGGGCAUGCUCCUGAUGAGGUGGCGGAUGGUCUCCUGAGGGAUCUCCUCCCAGACCUGGACUAAAGCAUCCGCCAACUCCUGGACAGUCUGUGGUGCAACGUGCCGUUGGUGGAUGGAGCAAGACAUGAUGUCCCAGAUGUACUCAAUUGGAUUCAGGUCUGGGGAACGGGCCGGCCGUCCAUAGCAUCAAUGCCUUCCUCUUGCAGGAACUGCUGACACACUCCAGCCACAUGAGGUCUAGCAUUGUCUUGCAUUAGGAGGAACCCAGGGCCAACCGCACCAGCAUAUGGUCUCAUCUCGGUACCUAAUGGCAGUCAGGCUACCUCUGGCGAGCACAUGGAGGGUUGUGCGGCCCCCCAAAAGAAAUGCCACCCCACACCAUGACUGACCCACCGCCAAACCGGUCAUGCUGGAGGAUGUUGCAGGCAGCAGAACGUUCUCCACGGCGUCUCCAGACUCUGUCACGUCUGUCACGUGCUCAGUGUGAACCUGCUUUCAUCUGAAGAGCACAGGGCACCAGUGGCGAAUUUGCCAAUCUUGGUGUUCUCUGGCAAAUGCCAAACGUCCUGCACGGUGUUGGGCUGUAAGCACAACCCCCACCUGUGGACGUCGGGCCCUCAUACCACCCUAAUGGAGUCUGUUUCUGACCGUUUGAGCAGACACAUGCACAUUUGUGGCCUGCUGGAGGUCAUUUUGCAGGGCUCUGGCAGUGCUCCUCCUGCUCCUCCUUGCACAAAGGCGGAGGUAGCAGUCAUGCUGCUGGGUUGUUGCCCUCCUACGGCCUCCUCCACGUCUCCUGAUGUACUGGCCUGUCUCCUGGUAGCACCUCCAUGCUCUGGACACUACGCUGACAGACACAGCAAACCUUCUUGCCACAGCUCGCAUUGAUGUGCCAUCCUGGAUGAGCUGCACUACCUGAGCCACUUGUGUGGGUUGUAGACUCCGUCUCAUGCUACCACUAGAGUGAAAGCACCGCCAGCAUUCAAAAGUGACCAAAACAUCAGCCAGGAAGCAUAGGAACUGAGAAAUGGUCUGUGGUCACCACCUGCAGAACCACUCCUUUAUUGGGGGUGUCUUGCUAAUUGCCUAUAAUUUCCACCUGUUGUCUAUUCCAUUUGCACAACAGCAUGUGAAAUGUAUUGUCAAUCAGUGUUGGUUCCUAAGUGGACAGUUUGAUUUCACAGAAGUGUGAUUGACUUGGAGUUACAUUGUGUUGUUUAAGUGUUCCCUUUUAUUUUUUUGAGCAGUGUAUGUAUAUAUAUAUAUUUGGAAUAGGGUGUAAUUUGGGACUCAUCCUAACGGUCUCUCCUGCCUUCCCCUAGUGUCCUCGGCCAGCAUGACCAGACUGGUGAGGUCCCGUACCGCCUCAGGCUCCAGCAUCGCCUCCUGCGACAGCAACAGGAGCCACUCUCACAGCAACGACAAACAGCCCGCCCGGGCUCACACCGACGUGUCCGUGGAGAGUGUCUCCAACAGCACCGUGGAUCAGACCGUUGUC